Messenger RNA from Lytechinus variegatus (green sea urchin), 7232 nucleotides. RefSeq lists its product as uncharacterized. Bases 731 to 4834 code for a protein of 1367 amino acids. The record is from RefSeq and is a predicted model, not a curated record. The transcript is spliced from 18 exons. Lineage: Eukaryota; Metazoa; Echinodermata; Echinoidea; Temnopleuroida; Toxopneustidae. Gene Ontology annotation, molecular function: microtubule binding; actin filament binding. Gene Ontology annotation, cellular component: actin filament; cytoskeleton; cytoplasm. Gene Ontology annotation, biological process: cortical actin cytoskeleton organization; actin filament network formation; actin nucleation.
GGUACCGAACCGGUACCGCUUGCAAUUCAAGGAAAGCUGAAAAGAAGAACAAUUUCUGGCUCAGAGGCAGGAGGACCAUCCGUUUAAAGAAGCAGUGUGAAUCAUUGUUUACGAAGAUAAUGACAUGUGGAGAUACAUCAAUGAACAUCAAAUGAAUGGAAUCCCUGGAUGGAACUCUUGGACUCACUGCCCAAUGUAGAACAUCAAGACAAAUUCAUCUUCACAAUGUCUAGUUAGGACCAAGAAAAAUAUGUGUGAAUGAACUGAGAAAUAUUGCUUGUUAUUUACAAUGAGACUUUUGGGCCUCUCUCUGGCUUGAUGGUCUGUAGCCCUGUUGCUUGCACCCUGGCAUUGUUAUGUUCAUGAUAGAAAUGGAAAUUGCAUUGAAUAAGAUUUAUGGAUAAAAGGUGAUUGGAGUCAUGUGAAUAGUUUUGUAUAAUGCAAAUUGCCAUGGGUGAUUAGAAUGGUAAUCAUUGAUAUGAAAUCAAUCAGUUGGAAUACCACAGCCGCAGUUGUUGGUUUGCUUGGCUGCUCACAAAGACGAGAAAUAAUAAUCAUAGAGAGCUGCUUUCAUUUCCUCAGCUGAACUUGCUCUAUUUACAACAGGAAUGUCAUUGAGGAUUAUGUUGAACUAUGCAAGGAGAGGAAAGCUUAUUCACUGUUUAUCAGCCAGCAACGUCUUCCGGCAUCAAAUCUCCAAAUAUCUUACUGAGUAAUUAUCGAAACAGAAAUGGAGAAAGAUCCUAGAUGUGUCAUAAAUGACAGCACUGGGUCCCGUAAAGCCAGUGAAAGUAGAGGCAAUGGUGUCACGGAAUAUGGUGGAGGAAAUACAGGAAAGGAUCCUGGAGCUCUAACCUCACCUACCUCGCCCAUGUCUGAUGGAGUAAGGACAGGAAAUGGAAGGAUGAACAGAAUGCAAGCAGUACGCACUGAGACUAUUGAGGAGACAGUGUGCGUCUAUGAGAUCUCAAAUCCAGGAAAAGACAAUAAUGCAUUAGAGACGAGAAGAAAAUCUGAAACACUUUGUGCGGAGGUUUUGGCGAAUGGUGCAUUAUCAAGGAGACGAUCAUCCAGUCCAAAUACUGUUAGUGAUAUGCUGCAAGGCAGGAAUAGAAGUGGUAUCCCAUCACACACAUCACAUGGUAUUAAUUGGGAUACUGCAUUGCAUCAAAAUGAGAAUAGUGGUUCUAAAGGCCAUUCUGGCCAUGCUCAGCAAGCGGAAGAAGUUAAUUUACCUGUAACAUUUUGGAAGUCAGAUUCACUUAUAUCAAGUCCAGCAGAGUUAACAACAACAGUAUUAACUAUGCAAGGUGGUCAUGCGAAGAGUGGCAAAGAUAAUGGGAAUAAUUCUUUGGUAGCAGGUAAGAGCAGACACUCAACCCCUAUGGAUGGACACUAUCAUAUCAAAUACAACCCUGCUUAUAAAGAAGAUGCUAGAACAAUUAUUGAUGUUGAUCCAUCAUCUCUAGGUAAUUAUAAACAGAAUGGCCCUACGUGUGAUCUUCUGAGAGGAGAUCGAUUGGAGCCUCCUACAUCCUUAUUUCUGAAAGAGAAACUCUCUGUAAUAGGCGUGCAGGAUAACACUCCUAGUGAUAUAGAAUUCUAUGAUUGUCAUUCACAACUUGGUGAACAAAGAGAAACUCCAGAUCAAGAACUCUUUACUCCAGAAACUGACAGCAACUUGUUAAAACAAAGUGUGGACAAUAAUUACAGAAGCGACUUGUUAAAUUCUUCUGAAAGAUGGCAUACUGGAACAGAAACUUCUGUUGUACACAAUUCAGAAGAAGGUGAUUUGAGUUUCAUCAAGAAAAAUGGGCACACAAGACAGAUGGAUGGAGCUGAAUUUCCAUCUCCACCCAAUCCAGUUCGCAUCCCAAGGUUUCAGGAAGACCCAGAAAAUUGUAAGGAUCCAGAGCACAUGAAGAAUUCAAGAAAUGGGAGUCCCGGUGCCAUGGAAAGAUUCACGCACUUUCUUUCUUUUGGCGAGAAGGAUCCGCCACAGGAAAUCAAAGAGGCUCCAUCUAGCUUCCCUGUGUCUUUCCCUUCUCUUCCAGACCUUUCAGCGUCCAACAAAGCUCUCAAAUCCUUCAACUUUUCCCACGAGAACUCCUACCCAUCACCUGAGAAGGGACGUCCAGCAAUGACACCUAGUGAACGUGGAGAGAAGAGCUGGUGGAAGGAUCCAACAUAUGGUUUCCCCUCUCCUGAGAUAUCUCUCAAGAGACCUCAGACACUCUUCAGGUUUAGUACCUCCCCUUAUGAUAAAAAUACAGAGACCCGCAAGACUCGUAGGCGAUCUACUGAGGUCCUUGUUGAGGGGUUAUCCAGUCCAUUGUCUGCCAGUGAAAGACUGCUCAGGUCACCAAGAACUCCAAGGAAACCAAUGACUCCCAAGGAACCCUCAGCUUACAUUGCAGCCAGAGAGAAACAGGCGAAGCUGGAUUUUAGGAUUAACUUCAAGGACCAGGCAAACUUUACAGGUCGACGCCUUCUAGACUGGCUCUGUUCCUCUACCUCCCUGUCGUGCUCAUCACCUUCAUAUCAGGAGGAUGGGAGUGUGACAAGUCCAUCUUCUAUCUCUGAAAACCAGUCUACUGCUCAUCUCCUAUGUACCAAUCUCCUUGAUAUUGGUAUCCUACAACCCCUUGAGAGUACAUCAGGGACUGACAUGUUUAAGUUGGACUCAAUGUACUGUUGGAGACAUGAGAACCAACUCUCCUCGUCAUCAUCCCUUUCCAGUGGUUCUGUAGUUGCAUCCCCUGGCAAACUCACUCCUGUAUGGCCCCCUCCAAAGUCACCAGAGGAUGAAGACAAAAAUGGUGGAAAAUACACAGAAGCUGAGCAUCAGCAGUUGAUCAUGGGUCUUAAACGAGAGCACAAGGAUGUUUUGGAGCGCUUGAAAAAUGAGCAUGAAAUGUCAAUCUUUGAUGUAAGAGGACAACAUGCAGCCCUAGUCUGUAUGCUAGAAGAUCAGUUAAGUGAUUUGAGAAAGAGAGUUCAGGAACUAGAAGCUGAGCAAUACAAAUACAUUAACAAACAAUGUGUGGAUGUUGCAGUUGAGACGGAUAAGAUAGAGAUCAAUCGGGAAGCCUUGCAGAGGCAUAUUGAUAAGUUUGAGGAAUUCCAACAGGAGCAGGGAACGCAGGAGCACUCUCACAAAGCACAGAAGCCGUCAAAACAUAAAGGACAGACAGGGUCGAACACUUUAUCUCCUAAUGAACUGCAUCCAUCAGCUGUGGCAGAUAUACCUCAUGGUGCUGUGGUCUCACAGCCUCCUCCUCCUCCACCACCUCCACUACCAGGGGCAAUGACAACCCCUCCACCACCACCACCACCACCUCUUGCCCUAUCAGCGCAUACUGGUAUGCCCCCUCCCCCAGCACCUCCACCAUUACCAGGUGCCUUAGGAAAUUCUUCACAACCACCUGCACCACCACCACCACCCUUUGGUGUUCCUGGAAAGGCCAUGCUUAUAACACAGAAAGUACCAACCAAGCCUGUAAUAGAACCGUCAGUGCCAAUGAAACCACUCUACUGGAAUAGAAUUCAGCUCCACAAACUUGCCAGCCAACGAGGGAACAAAAUGAAAGAAGCUGUUUGGAUGGAUAUGAAGGAACCAGAUGUCACUCCAGAAGAACUUGAAGUACUCUUCAGCAAGAAACUAAUGAAGAAAAAGAAACCACUGUCUGAUAAUUACAGCAAGCCUAAAGUCAAACAGGUUGCAAAGUUGUUGGACAGCAAACGUUCUCAAGCUGUAGGUAUAUUCAUGUCCAGUCUACAUGUUGAGAUGAGUGACAUCAGACAUGCUGUUCUUAAUGUGGAUAUGUCCAUCAUUGAUCUGGAGAAUCUUCAGUCUCUCUAUGAAAUGAGACCUCAAUCAGAUGAGAUUAAGAUGAUUAAAGAACACACAAAGAAAGAUGGAUCCAAACCACUUGACAAGCCUGAACAGUUUCUGCUGGAGCUUUCUGAGAUCCCAGACUUUGCAAAUCGAGUCUUUUGUAUCACAUUCCAGUCAACAUUUGAAGAGAAUCUAAUGGCUGUAAAAUCAAGAUUAACAAUUAUCUUGGAUAUAUGUGAGCAUUUAAGAAAUGGGUCAGGUGUGAAACAGUUUCUUGCAUUGGUGCUAGCAGUUGGGAACUUCAUGAAUGGAGGCAACAGAACAAGAGGACAAGCAGAUGGAUUUGGACUUGAGAUCCUACCAAAGCUGAAAGAUGUCAAAAGUGCAGACAAUGAUGCAAAUCUACUGGAGUAUAUUGUUGCAUGCUAUGUUCACAAAAUCGAUGGAGAUUCAGGAAGUGAUCAUACAAUCUUGCCAUUGCCUGAACCAAGUAAGGUAACCCAGGCUGGACUUAUCAAGUUUGAGGAUCUGGACAAGGACCUUAGAAAAAUUCAAAAGGAUCUCAAAGGUUGUGAAACCAAAGCGGAGUCGGUUCGAAAGAAUUCAAGUGAGGAACACCGGCAGCCGUUCAGUGACAACAUGGCUUCCUUCAUGAGUGGAGCUUUGGAAGAUAUCAGCAAAGAGAGCAGAAGAUUAUCUGAUACAAAGAAGAAGUUCCAUGAAUUAACAGAGUGGUUCUGUGUGAAACCCAAACAAAGUGACAAUGAAGUAACCCCAGCCUAUUUCUUCAGUCUAUGGAUCCCUCUAUGUAGAGACUUCAAGGAUCUAUGGAAGAAGGAACAAAAGGUGGCUGCGAAGAAAAAGUUACUUGAAAGUCAGGAGUUUGUACGUCAGAAACAGGAAGAAUGGAGGAAAGCUGCUCCAAUAAGAACAGGGAUGAAAAAGGCCGGUGGACUGAAAGCAAGAUUGAGCAAAUCAGCUUCAGUAAAAUUAUAGGCGAGGGUUACAUUCUCAUCCUUUGAUGGAUUCAGGAGACAGGAUUGAACUUCUGUACCUAACUCAGGGAAUGACAUAUGGAUUUAAAUAAGUUAUCAUAUUUUUAUGGAUUCCCAAUCAGACCAGCUGAAGAUGGUUAUGUAAUGAACUUGAGAGUUUUUAUGGCUUCUGAGUGGCUUGAAAGUAUUCUUAAUGAACUUUAUUUAAAUUCACUGGCUGAAUUAUUGUUACCAUUAGGCUGUAUAAUGAAUGGAAGUUUAUAGAAUACAUUUGUAUUGUUUGUCAGUAAGUUUGUUAGUGUUGAUUCUUUGCACAUAUAAUAAAAGGCAAUGUUUUCUUAUAUAUACCAUUUGUACAGUAUAUAUGGAUUCAUGUUGUCCAUGUUUCAAUGAAAAGGGAAAAAAAGGAUUCCAAUGGAUUUUACAGGGUUAUAGUACGGAGACCUUCCAUCACAAAAGUUGUCAUCGUUCCAAUCAAACUGAAAUAUGAUAGUCAGCAUUGGCAGCAUUAAGCAUGUCUCCAUUCUUUCAAAAUGUUUUCUCUGUGACAUUUUUUUUUCCAAUCAGCUUGCUACUUUCUAUGACAAUUUGAUAAUGCAGUUGGUUCCAAAAGAAGAUUUCAACAAAGAAUACAAAAUUAUUUGCUUGCCAUAGUCGAGAUUGGUUGGAUUUCUUGCAACUUCUGUGAAAUGAGAGUCACAUUUUCAUAAUACUGAUACUUACAUUUUGGAGAGAUGUUGCAUUAAGUAAUAGAAACGAUUGACGUAAGACACAAAGCAGAAUGUUCAACUAAACAAGAGUGUGAAAAUAAGAACAAAAAGUAUUCAUGAAUCUCUUAAAAGUUUGGAACCUGUUUCUUGUAUCACCAAUACAUUCCCAUAAUGUUUUAUUUUUUUCCUAAGAGGUUAGCUGAUUUGAGCCAUUAAUUUAUAUAUUCCUACUGCAGUACUUCAUCGUAACAAAAAGAAUGUAAAAAUUUCAUUUAUGACAUUUUCAAAAUGAAUUUGGAAAGCCUAUAUUAUAAUUCAAAGACUUCCAGAAUAAUUUCUCAUUUUGUGUUUUGUUGUACCUUAAAGUAAAUGGCAUCAAAAGAUCUCACCUACUGAUCAUGUGAUCAAUUCCAAAACUGGAUGAGAUUUUGAAGGUUAUUUAACCCAUUGCCUACUGGAAUCACAGUUUCCUACUACCAAAACUUUGGAAAUCCCAGAGUACAGUAUUUAAUGGGUUCAAAUGCCCUUUUUGUACUUGUGCUUGGACGCAUUCUUUUUUUUCAAUAAACAAUGCUGAAAAUGCAAAAUUUGGUAAAGUCAUGUAUUUUUUUAUUUAUCUGUUUAUUAGAUAUCUUCUGCAUAUCUCUCUUUGUUUUAUUCAGGAGGUUUUGCCCACUUCUAAGUGACACGUCUUAUUUUAAUAUUAAAAGUCUGAAAUUGAUUAGUUUUCAGCAAGUAAAAAUCAGGAUUUUUAUCCCAAUUUUUAAAAUAAAAAACAUCCAUAUGAAAAUUUAAGCAAAGUAGUAUUUCUGAGUAGUUUGUAGGAAACUGGCACACAAGAUAAGAUUAAGGUGCCCACAUUUAAUUCUUAAACUUUGUCGAAGAUUUCAUCAGAAAAUUUAAGAAAAUUGUUUAGUUAUAGGUUUACAUAUCAUACAUGACUAUUGAAUUGAACAUUCAUUCAAUUGAGAACAUGUAACACUACCAGAAUAUUGUGGUUGCAUUGUAUUCAUAGCAAUAAAAAUAUACAGUAUUGUAGACCUAUUCGAUUUUAUUAAGACAUCAGAGGUAAAAUUGUCGAAAUAGUUCCAAAACACAAUUCGUAUGCCCAAAUUCACAGUAGAUGGUUAGACCAUGGAGAUAUUUAACCCAUAGCGAGGCUUGUUAACACACUAAACUUACGCCAAAGUGAGCACACAUUUACCAUAUUCACACUUUAAGAACAAUCGAUCUAAUUCAGCGUAUGUGUUUGUGUGCACACUUAAAAAACCCAGUCAGAUGCUUUAACAUCCACUGUGAACUUGGGCCAUAAUAUACUUUUGCAUUGAGUUUUGUAUAUUGUCAUCUUAUUAUUGCGAACAACUUUUUUCUAUUUUGUAUUUGUGACACAUUUGAUAUGGAAGCCUCUUGAUAUCCUUUCUCUCAUUCCUUUCGCCUUAGUGUGAUUUCUUUGGUUUCUUCAUGUAUUUGUGUUUUCUUGUGAUCCUUUUGUUAUUUUCAUAAUGUCAUGUUCCAUUGAUUAUGCACCACAUUGGCUUCCAUUGUUACUAAAAUCAACUGAUUGUUUUGUGUGUGAUGUAUAGCUGAACAAAUAAAUCUUUAACAAUCUAUGCAGAUAAUAUUGGCAGACAAUUCGGCAGAUAAACACUCGUGGUUAAUGACUGAAGCAAUGAACUGUAUAAAUUAUGU